Molecule: messenger RNA, 621 nt
Organism: Osmia lignaria (orchard mason bee)
Lineage: Eukaryota; Metazoa; Arthropoda; Insecta; Hymenoptera; Megachilidae
Gene: RpS11
Product: ribosomal protein S11
Biological process (GO): translation
Cellular component (GO): cytosolic small ribosomal subunit; ribosome
Molecular function (GO): structural constituent of ribosome
Source: RefSeq, a predicted model, not a curated record
CUUAUUAAAUUAUUGAAAUUAAAUAAAUUAUAUCUAUUAUUUCCUGAUUUAUUAGCCACUUCUUUAUAUUGGCUCUACUGGCGAUCGAGUGAUGUUGGCCAUAUUUCCGGUUUGGAUUGCUCUUUCACUACGGCAAGAUGGCUGAUCAGACCGAGCGUGCGUUUCAAAAGCAACCCACGAUCUUUCUUAACCGCAAGAAAGGUCUGGGCCCCAAAAGGAGGAAGCCUAUGAGGUAUAGCCGUAAUGUAGGUCUUGGUUUCAAAACUCCACGUGAGGCGAUAGAAGGAACAUACAUUGACAAGAAAUGUCCAUUUACGGGUAACAUUUCAAUCCGAGGUCGUAUUCUUACCGGUGUCGUACAAAAGAUGAAAAUGCAGCGGACUAUUGUCAUACGUCGAGAUUACUUGCAUUAUAUUAGAAAAUAUAAUAGAUUUGAAAAACGCCAUCGUAAUAUGAGUGUGCAUUUAAGUCCUUGCUUCAGAGACGUAGAAAUUGGAGAUGUAGUAACUAUUGGAGAGUGUAGGCCACUCAGUAAAACAGUCAGGUUUAAUGUGUUGAAGGUCUCCAAAGGAACGGGUUCAAAGAAAAGUUUCAAGAAAUUUUAAGAUCAUAAAGUUGUGA